GUAACAGGUCGUCGCGAGUUAAAAACGUGGAAGAACGAGUGCGCUCACAAGUCUUGUUUGUUUUUGUUGCCAACUAGACGAGUCCCUGCAGUUUUCCUUGAACAUGUUUUUUUAACAAGAAAGAGAGCUUGUGAACAAGGGCCUCUAACGAACGUAAUAGCUGUAAAUCGUGGUGGAAAGUGCCUCGUUAUUUUAUCGAUCCCGGUGUUCAUUUAUUUUUCGUUGAAAAAGAUAAUUUAUAAAACACGUUUGUUGUAACCUUCCAUCGUCCAUCAUGUCUGUGGUAGCAAACUGAAAAUUCCGGUAGAAAAUCGAAAAAUCCAUCAUGUCCGUCAGUCCAUCAGUCAGCAUCUCUCGUGUGAUCCCAAUGGCAGGCAGCCUGAUGUUGUUACUGUUGCUGCUGUUGUGUCACUCCACCGGAUGCGCCAAUCUUACUCCAGAACCGUCUGAACCGUCCCGACCUGCUCUAAAAACGGCCCGUUUAAAUGUGAAUCAAACUCGACUGGCCACAACGACUACAACAACAACAACAACAACAUUAUCUCCUGUCGGAGCCAAAACAACGACUCGGACGUCUAACAGCGGUGGCGGCGUCAAAAUAACGUCAAAACCAGACUGCAAAUGUCGUCCCGAAGAGUUUACCUGUUCUUCUUCUAUGUCUACCGGUAGCAGCUCAACCAGUAAUAACAGUCGCCGUAAGGGCCAACUGUCCUUCACUGUCAAGCAACAUAAAAGCCAAAACGGCACCACAAACGGCCAAAAGAGCACCAAUGUCUUGGCUGUUCAGCAGCAACAAGGAUCCGGCUGCGUCUGCAUCCCUUUGUCGUGGAUGUGCGACGGUAAUCAAGACUGCGAUCACGGCGAAGAUGAAACCGAUUGCAGCGAAAUCGCGUGUCAAGGCAUCCGUUGCCGGAGCGGCUCGGGAGGACAGACGACACCUCGAUGCAUUCAACCCGAAUGGCUUUGUGAUGGCGAUGACGACUGUGGCGACAAUUCUGAUGAGAUCCAUUGCGAAGUCAGUCGAAAUUGCACGGCUAGUUCUUUUCGAUGCCCCAACAACGGCAAUUGCAUCCCGCAAGUUUGGGUGUGUGAUGGCGAUCCGGAUUGCGACGGAGGGGCUGACGAGCGAGACUGUUCCGUUUUGCUGACGAGGACGUGCCCGCCAUCGCAGCAUCGCUGCGGCAAUGGCGCCUGUUUGCCGGCCGAAUGGCGCUGUGAUGGCGAUCCAGACUGUUCCGACAUGUCGGAUGAAAUGGGGUGCCAACAAACGGGAGACGGCGGAGCAGAUGGAGCCUUCGAUCAAAACUGUGGAGCCGAGGAGUUCCAGUGCGCAUCCGGGCAUUGCAUCAAAGGAGCCUAUCGCUGCGACGGAGAAAUCCAUUGCAAAGAUGUCAGUGAUGAACUAGAUUGUGGUUCGUUACUUCGGCGCUGCGCCGACGGAGAUUUUCGUUGCCCUGACGGCCAAUGCAUUGCCCAGGCUUGGAGAUGUGAUGGCGAACAAGACUGCGAGCCGGGAGUAGAUGAGGAAAACUGCGACAGCAACACUGUGGCCGGUGGAGCUAGCCACACUUGCGGGCCUAACCAGAUGGCUUGCUCAUCUUCUACUGGGAAAAAUGGCUCUUGCAUCUCGACUUCCUGGCUCUGCGAUGGUGAAACCGACUGUCCAGACGGCCAAGAUGAACAAAACUGCCCAGCCAAUCACUGCGGUAAAGACCAGUUUUCCUGCACCAACGAUACAUGUGUCGGAUUCAGUCGUGUUUGCAAUGGCGAACGUGACUGUCCUGGAGGUGAGGACGAACUCGAUUGCACAAUCCAAAAAGAAUGCGACGCUGGAAGCCGAUGCCAGCACACUUGUCUCGUUCUAUCCAACGGAACGGGCACUUGUGGAUGCAGGAGCGGAUUUCGGUUGACCAACGAUGGUGUUUCUUGCGUCGAUGUCGACGAAUGCGCAACUGAAUCGUAUUGCAGCCAAUUGUGUACCAAUACGGUGGGUGGAUUUAGUUGUAGCUGCGUCGAUGGCUACGUUUUACGUCCCGACAAGACGUCGUGCAAAGCCCUGGGACAGCCUGUCCGCCUCAUCUUUGCCAAUCGAGUCGACAUUCGUCAAGUUUCACUCUUUGAGGAAGAAUACACUUCAGUCAUUGAUGGGCUUCAAAAUGCCAUCGCCCUCGAUUUUCACUACCGUAAAGGAAUCGUCAUUUGGUCGGACGUGACACUCGACGUUAUCAAACGGGCGUAUCUCAACGGUACAGCUAUGCCCGACGCCGUUUGGUGGGGCCUAAAGAGUCCAAGCGGAGUAGCUAUCGAUUGGAUUCACGAUAAUUUGUACUGGACGGAUUCUGAAGUGCGAAGGAUUGACGUGAGUUUAUUAGACGGAACUAUGCGCCGAACUCUCGUCUGGGAAAACGUCGAGAAACCUCGAGCCAUUGCGGUUCAUCCAGGAGCAGCGGCUGUCUUUUGGACCGAUUGGGGACACCAACCGCGAAUUGAACGUUCAGACAUGGACGGAUCUAAUCGGCAGAUUCUGGUGACGGAAAACCUCGUUUGGCCUAACGGACUAACCAUCGACUACACGGUCGAUCACAUUUACUGGGCUGACGCAAAGCACCACGUCAUUGAAAGUGUCAGGCUCGAUGGUAGCGGCCGGAGGAGAGUGAUGGAACGCGGAUUACCGCAUCCCUUCGCCAUCACCAUCUUCGAGGAUUCCCUCUUUUGGACUGAUUGGCACACCAAAAGUAUUCAUCAAGCGAAUAAACUAACCGGCCACGAUAUCCGAACGGUGCGGACCAACUUGCAUUAUCCAAUGGACAUCCACAGCAUUCACCCUUUAAGGCAACCGGAUUAUGCGAACCGUUGUGGUAGUAAUCGAGGCGGUUGUUCGCAUCUUUGCUUACCCAACCGAUCGUCUUACACGUGCGCUUGUCCACCUGGAUUACAACUGAUCUCGCCCGGUGGUCGCACUUGCACUAGCCAGCCAGGAGAGUUGCUGAUUUUCGCUCAAAAGUCGGAAUUGAGAAUGUUCCCGCUCAACAUCACCGGUGAAGUGGAUCACGUUCUGCCAUUGACGGGAGUACGGUCGGCUGUCGCUCUCGACUGGGACGGUGCCAGUCAGACCAUUUUUUGGACCGACGUCCAGUCGGAUGUCAUCAACCGAGCCUUCUGGAACGGUUCCAACCAACAGACGCUUGUCGCCGACGAUCUGGAAUCGCCAGCCGGUUUGGCCGUUGAUUGGGUGACGGUGCCGGGAAAACUGUACUGGACCGAUGCUGGAACGAAUCGCAUAGAAGUGAGCAACUUGGAUGGCUCUUUGCGGAGUUUGUUGAUCUGGGAUGGACUGGAUAGACCCAGAGACAUCGUCGUAGAUCCAAUUGGCGGCUACAUGUACUGGACCGAUUGGGGUCAGACACCGAAAAUCGAACGAGCUGGCAUGGAUGGCUCACAGCGCUCUGUUAUCGUCAUCAGUAAUCUGACGUGGCCAAAUGGGUUGGCCAUCGAUCACGAAGGCGAGAGACUUUAUUGGGCCGAUGGAGGCACUAAAGCUAUCGAGUACGCUUCGUUGGACGGAAAGAAUCGGACUGUGCUGAUCAGCGCUGAACUUCCCCAUCCGUUCGGAUUGGCUUUGUUCGAAAACCAAAUAUUUUGGUCCGAUUGGGACACGGCUGCCAUUCACAGCACUGACAAACUCAACGCCAAGCGGCGCACUAUGAUCCGUUCCGGACUAGAGGAUUUAAUGGACGUUCGAGUCUACCAUUCGAACCGCUAUUCCGUACCAUCACUGUGCCAAUCGCACAAUGGUGGAUGUUCUCAUCUAUGUUUGCUGGCCCCCCUUCCUGCUGGCCAUUCGUGCGCUUGUCCUACUGGAAUUAAACUUUCCGCGGAUGGGCGAACCUGUCGGUCCUCUCCCUCUACUUCGCUUAUUUUCGCACAACGUUCCAAGCUCCGCCGAAUGUCUCUCGAUAUGCCCUACCUGAUCGACGUCGUUCUCGAUUUGCCCCCUCAAAAGAACGUGGUGACGCUGGAUGUUGAUCGCGUGACGGGGCACGUCAUAUGGUCGGAUACGACCCAAGACAAAAUCUUCCGCACUUUACCUGUAGGCACGUCAGCUCCCUCUGCCGUAGAGGUUAUCGCCUUUAACUUAGACACUGUAGAAGGAUUGGCCAUCGACGAGAUUAACCGAAAACUGUAUUGGACUGAUGCGGGCCGUUCUAGUCUUGAAGUGGCCGAACUUGAGGAUGGCACCAACCGAAAAGUUUUAAUUUGGACCUUGAUGGAUAAGCCCAGAGGUCUUGUCCUUAGUCACUCUACGGGCAUCUUGUUCUGGGCCGACUGGGGCAAACAGCCGAGGAUCGAACAAGCGGAUAUGGAUGGACGUAACCGCAAAGUGUUGGUAUCCACUGACCUCGGCUGGCCUAAUUCGUUAACAGUUGAUCACGCAGCCAAUACGCUCUACUGGACAGACGCCCGAAAGAAAACCAUCGAAUCCUGCGAUCUAUCAGGUCUUCAUCGUCGAGAAGUAUUAAGCGGAUUGUCGCAUCCAUAUGGCAUCACAGUACUAGAUUCGUAUAUCUACUGGACUGACUGGGAGACCAAGUCGUUGCAAAGGGCUGACAAGAAUACGGCGCUUGAUCGAUCGACAAUUCGCGCUGGCCUUGACGAUCUCAUGGACAUAACAGCUUGGAAGGAGACGGAUGUUUCGUCUCACCGAGAGAACCCAUGUGGGAAAAACAAUGGAGGAUGUUCGCAUUUAUGUCUGCGGAGUCCUUGGGGUCGCGGCUACUCUUGCAGUUGCCCUACCGGCAUCCUGAUGAGUCCCGACGGAUCGACAUGUCAGGCGUCACCGAAUUCAUUUUUGCUUUAUGCCACACGCAAUACACUUUCGAGCAUUUCGUUGGACACGGCCGAUCAGUGGGACGUGGCUCUUAACGUUCCCGGUGUCCACAAUGCGAUUGGCGUCGAUUUUCAUUGGGUUCGCCAGCGAUUUUACUACACCGAUGUCUAUUUGGAUGUCAUCCGCAGCGUCGAUGCCCGUAAUGUUUCCAAUGUCGAAACACUCGUUUCCAGCAAUUUAACUACACCAGACGGACUUGCUGUUGACUGGCUGGCUGAUAACCUCUACUGGACGGAUGCGGGUCGUAACGUGCUAGAAGCAUCGCGUCUAGAUGGAACCAACAGAAAGAUUAUCAUCGGUAGCGGAUUGGACGAACCCCGCGCAGUUGCCGUCUUUCCUCAGCGAGGGCUGCUCUACUGGACAGACUGGGGGCAGAGUCACAAAAUCGAACGUUCAUUUUUAGAUGGAUCGAAUCGAGUCGCCAUUGUCACUUCGGAACUAGGAUGGCCAAAUGGUCUCGCUAUCGACUACGAAGGCCAGCGACUUUACUGGGCUGAUGCUCAACUUGAUCGAAUCGAAACGUCCGACUUAAGUGGCCGCUUCAGGGUCCAACUAGUGCAAGGUGCCACUCACCCUUUCGGCUUAACCCAACUGGGCGGAUUUCUUUAUUGGACCGAUUGGAGGAGUAAGUCGAUCGAGCGUGUGGAUAAAGCUACGGGCAAACAGCGAUCAGUUUUGCGUCACGGCUUGGAGGGUUUGAUGGAGAUCAGGGCUGUGGCCAGAGAAAAACAAUUGGGCAAAAAUCCUUGUUCCACCGGCAACGGAGGCUGUACUCAUCUUUGUCUUUUCCGAGCUCUCUCAUACGUCUGCGCUUGUCCAGACAUUCCCGACGAAAUUCCUUGUUCUUUUUCUGUUGUCAACAUUUCCGCGAGCGAAGAUUACUGGAGUCCGGCAUUGGAUCCAUUCGAGAAUGAUUUAGAACCUACUGGCGAUUUGUAUCCUCAUAAUCCGUUCCGUCUAGAUCCGAGUGCAAGCGCAGGUGUCCUCCAUCCGUCCAUGAUCGUUCUCUUAGUAGUGGGCAUGGCUGCUCUUUUAGCCGCAAUGGCUGUUCUAUUGAUCAAGUGGCAGCGUCGUCGUUACCGCGACUGUCCUUGGAACUCGAGUCGUGGACCUCGGCAGCCGCAGCAAGUCUCCGUCCUGACCUUCACCAAUCCGAAUUACUCACCGUCGGCUCCUGACGUCGUUGUUGCAGAAAAGAAAGGGUUCUCGUGGCAACGAUGGAAAUAUGACCGUACUCAAGAACGUGUGUACGACAUGCAGGACGAGAAACAAAGCCAGACAGAAGCUGCUUCGUUGAUUCCGCACAGUCAGCCACCGCCGGAAGUGGAAACGGAUCUGGAAGCUGAAACCGAUGUGAUUGAAUCGUCUUCGGGCCCAUCGUCUACUCCGCCGCCGACCCCACCUCUGCGGAUGGAUUCGAUCUGCCUACAGUGAGUUUGGCACAGUAUUGCAACGAGGGAGUGACGUCGUCAUGGAUGCCACACAGGUUUGAAUUUAGGAGAAAGAAAGAAUGCUGUGAUUAUGAAACAUUAGAACAAAUGGUUUGACAUGCUAGAGGUGGACGAUGGCUCAACACGCAAAACUUUCUACUGCACAAUAUUGUCUCACUCGGAAGUUGUCUGGGUGUGACUGAUUCCUUCCGAUGAGGCAGCUUAAAAAUAAUUUAACAUUUACCAUAACUCGACGUGUGCCAUACCAAUUAUCUUAAAAAAAACACCUAAAUUGAUAUACAUGUUAUGUUAGAGGAUUGGGUACGAUUGCCUACAAUGUCUUAUCGAAUUUGAUGUUAUGACACGAUUGAUCUCGAUGUUAUUCUGUGUAAAUAACUUUUUGCCAUUCAAGUAACACUUGUGACAUUUUAUUUGGAUGACGUUAAACCUUGCGGGAUGAAGGACUUGCUUUUACUUGAGUAACGUUCCUCUGCCAUGGCAAUGUCUAGUCUAAAACGUGUCGCUUUUGACACGCUUGUAAAUAUGAAUGUCGAAUUCGAUUGAGAUUCAAUAACAGUCCUUCGACAUUCACCCAGAGAUCGCUCUUUGUCUCGCAGCUUAAUGACUGUUUUUAGUUUACGAGAUUGACUUGUUUUUGCAAUGUCGUAACUGUAAAGCCGAAAUUCAAAAACAAAUGUAUAAUACACAAAGGAUAAAUCAA
Daphnia magna is the source of this 7039-nucleotide messenger RNA. Its product is annotated as low-density lipoprotein receptor-related protein 4. The record is from RefSeq and is a predicted model, not a curated record. Gene Ontology annotation, molecular function: calcium ion binding; protein binding. Lineage: Eukaryota; Metazoa; Arthropoda; Branchiopoda; Diplostraca; Daphniidae.